UCCGUGCGUGCACGCUCACUGAACCUCCGCUGUCAUUGUGGCCGUUUUUAAACGCACAUGCUGUUUGUCGACCGCCCGGUAACGGAGCAUAUGCUGCCAUGAGUGCUUUGUGUCGCCUGAUCCAGAGAGGACUGCUGAGCGGCCGGCCGUCGUGUCGUUUAUUCCCCGGGCAGCAGGAUGUGUGCGGGGUGGCUCCCAUGGUCCGGGCAGCCAGCUCAUCCAGCCCAGUCAACUUGACCUAUGAUGUCUUCGACGGGAAGGGAGAGAGCACCCCCCUGGUGUUUCUCCACGGCCUUUUUGGCAGCAAAUCUAACUUCCACUCAAUAGCGAAGUCCUUGGUGCAGCGCACAGGCCGAAAGGUGCUGACUGUAGAUGCCCGUAACCACGGCAACAGCCCUCACAGCUCGGUGCUGACCUAUGAAGCGAUGAGCAACGAUCUGAAACACCUCCUCGCCCAGCUGCGCAUCGAGAAGUGUGUCCUCAUCGGCCACAGUAUGGGCGGGAAAACGGCCAUGACGACCGCCCUGUCGCAGUCGGGUUUAGUGGAGAGGUUGGUGGUAGUGGACAUCAGUCCAUCCCAGACAUCCACGCGCACCAACUUCCGCUAUUACAUCCAGGCCAUGCAGGAGGUGAAGAUCUCCAGUGACAUCCCACGUUCCACCGCCAGGCGGAUGGCUGAGGAUCAGCUGCGCACUUUGGUCAAGGAGCGCUCGGUGCGUCAGUUCCUGCUGACUAACCUGGUGGAGCAGAAUGGCCACUACGCCUGGAGGGUCAACUUGGAGGCCAUCUCAGCACACCUUGACAGUAUCAUGAGCUUCCCCACCUUUGAAACCAUCUAUGAGGGGCCUACACUGUUUUUGGGUGGAGCCAGUUCUGCUUAUAUCAGCUCCGAUGAUUACCCGGAAAUCCAGAGGCUGUUCCCCAACGCUGACAUCCAGUACAUCCCAGACGCGAGCCACUGGAUCCACGCAGAUAAACCCUUAGAUUUCAUCAGCUCCAUCAUCUCCUUCCUUCAGUCCUAGCCGCCUCCCGCCCUACGCCUCAGAACUUUUUUUAUGCUCAGCGCUCUGAGCGUCCCAUCACUGAGAAUGAAGGUUAAAAUUCAGCAGCUUCAGCAAGAGUGAGUGGAUUCAUAAAUGAUGCUAAUAGAUGCCAACACUGGACCAAACUCACCCUUUUACAACAGUCAGUUCUUACAUUUAGGCAAACUUACCUUAGUGUAGUGUAGUGUAGAAGAGCUUCUCUUUUGUUUGGUCUCUCUACCAGACAGAUUGUGUUACUGGAUUGGCUGGUUUCUAGAUGUAUUUUCAUUGAUUUUUACAUUGGUAGGUAGAAAAUAACACAGAUAAUGUCUCCAGUGUAACAUAACAGGGCUGUUUUGGAGGCGUACUAAUCCAAAGAAACUCUCAUUUGCACAGUGCUUUCUUUUAUGUUAAAACAUUUAUGCCAGUAUAACAGCAAAGUGGCUUUAGGCCAAGUACAAUCGGACUGCUGAAGUACGAAUGGAUACAAAAGUUUUGACAGCACUGGAAUGAAAAAAAAUGCUGUAAAUCUGAGAGGCUCUUCUUGGAGAGAAGUGAAGAAUGUGCAAAGCAAAAAUUGCCUCUUUGCACAAGGGAGUUUGGUAUCACGUGUCAGGAGUUUGGAGCUCUGCAAAGAGGCUGUAACACAGAUUUUAUGUGUACAAAUAGUUUGUUGUAGAGACUUAUUUUAAUGUUAAUAGUGGUAAUAUGCUGAAUAUUUUGGUCUUAUUUCUCAUGUCCUCUCCUCUGCGUAUCUGCUGUAUGUCAGAGAUGAGGAUCUACAGGUCAGUUAAUUUAUCACAACUUAAGGUCAUUGAGAGCGCUGGUUAUAUUUUUAUGCCAACAUAAUCCUCUAUGAAAACCGUGCUGAAAUACUUAAAUGCAGUAUUCACAAUCUGUUCCCUGACUAUCUCAGGUGACAACUGGAUAUGCUAAAUAUACACUUAUACUAUUCAUGUGUCUGUCUGGCAAUGAGCCGUGGUAAUGUUGUUGUGUCUUUGUAUUUGGUCAGUCCGAUCAGUGUUUUAAUGAGACAUGUUUUUCCGAUUUAUUAUCUGUAUCUCACUAAUCUUUACAACUAAGGCGCAAGGCUAUAUGGGUAUCUCACGGAUAUAUACCGCAUCAGUGUAGUUAUUUAAUCGUAAUAGUGUUACUAUCAUUUCUGUUUCCAUGGGUUUGAACAGUACAGUCCACAGCAGUGAAACUGCCAUCUGUAUGAAUAAGCAGGGUGUUGUAAAUUUGUAUGUGCCUCUUUUGUCGAGAGCUCCUUUUCCAUUUCUGUAAAACUUGUUUAGAAAAAAAAAUCCCUUUUAUGCUACAAUAAUAGCGAGCAGACUUUAGAUUGGCAGCUGGGUUGCCAGUUCUGUGUGAAUUUUUCCACGAGGAAGUUUAACAGAUGAGGGUGCAUCCCUUCACGGCGCUAGAUUUUUACUACAGUCAGUGUUUUGUGUUUGUUUGAUGUGAAUACAGAAGUCUGAAAGGCUUUGAAUUACCUGAACUAAGUUGAGUGAAACUCUCCUUUUGUUUAAUUUUUUUUGUAAAGCUCCAGUUUACGGAGAAGCACCCCCUCGUCCUCCUCAGCCACAGGGCAGACUUAUCUUGUUGCACAAUAUGAAUAGAUUGUAGGGGGGUGGGGCGUCGCUGACAUUUGAAUGCAGGCCCUGCUUUAGCUGCUGUAGUGAUGCGGUGGGACAAGAGCGUGUCAAAAGGGAACUCGGUGUCAACAAUGUAGAAAAGUGAAUCUAUUCAUUCAACUGUUUGAAGACUGUAAUCAUCUGUUCAGGAUUGUAUAUUGUUUCACUAUGAGCAUGCCUUCUCUCUUGUCAUCAGGUGUAACUUUGCUGUGCUUUGUGCGUCUGUUUGUUGAACAUAUUGCCACAACGGUGGCACUCAUCUAGAUGAUGCCAUAUAUAAAUUUUAAAUGUUGCAAGAUGCAUAUAGGAGUGGAUUAUAUAUUAUUGAAAAUGUACAAACUAAUAUUAUACAAUAAAAUGGCAAAA
Molecule: messenger RNA, 3022 nt
Organism: Chelmon rostratus (copperband butterflyfish)
Lineage: Eukaryota; Metazoa; Chordata; Actinopteri; Chaetodontiformes; Chaetodontidae
Gene: abhd11
Product: abhydrolase domain containing 11
Exons: 6
Coding region: 99-1022 (307 amino acids)
Cellular component (GO): mitochondrion
Source: RefSeq, a predicted model, not a curated record